Achroia grisella is the source of this 1017-nucleotide messenger RNA. RefSeq lists its product as uncharacterized. The record is from RefSeq and is a predicted model, not a curated record. The transcript has a single exon. NCBI's taxonomy places the organism in Eukaryota, Metazoa, Arthropoda, Insecta, Lepidoptera, Pyralidae. Bases 69 to 854 code for a protein of 261 amino acids.
AAUAACUAAAUAUCUGCAUAAACCUGCCGGCCACUCUCACACUUGUUUCAACACUUGAUAACUUCGAGAUGUCAAACUUUGCUGACUUAGCCUCCACUCAGAAGACAUUGGAGAGCACUCUUCUUAAGAUGAUGGCUGGCUUUGAAGGUAAGCUCCAAGCUAUUAGUCCACAAACAACAACAGAUAUUGAACAGUUGUCGAAGGAAUUUCAUGACUUUAAAAGCUACACUCAUCAAGUCUUGAGUCUUCUACGUCAGCAAAUUACAUACUUAGUGCACACUACUGAUGAAAUAGAAAUGAGGCAUAGGCGCAAGUAUCUUCUACUUGGUGGAGUUCCUGAAAGUAGUGACAGCUUGACCACUGUGGUUGCUACAAUUUGUAAAGAUCAACUUGAACUAUCUGAUGUCCGACCCUCAGACAUUUCUAGCUGUCAUCGUCUUGGUACAGUAAUUGAAGGCAAAUGUAGACCCUUAGUGUUUCGAACCGCCAAUCCAGCCCUCGGUACGUUAAUUUGGAAAAACAAGACGAAAUUGAAGGGAACUAAGUUUGUUAUUUCCGAAUUCUUGACCCGUCGGAGGCAGGAGUUGUUCCUUGAGGCCCGAAAGCGACUGGGUAUGAAAAAUGUUUGGACGCUGAGUGGCAAUAUAUAUACAAAAGAUCCGGCUGGCGGCCGCUGCCGUAUCCACAACAUCGACGACUUGGACGCCAUAAUUCCCAUAUCUAGUGUGCCCAGUGCUGCCCACAGCUUGCACACUUCGUCCAAAAGGCCGGUUACAGCUUCCCAACCUACUCAGCGUGACAAUGAGGCUUCUGGGGCAUUAAGAACUCGACGUGGUAUGCGAGACAAACAUUAGUAUUAAGUAGUUGAUGAUUGUAUUAUCCAAUCAAUUUCAAUGAUACACUGAAGUCACUACCGCUAAAUUUCAUUUUUCUUAUCAACCCUCAUAUUUGUUUUUAUUUUGAAAGUUCACUCUAAUUGCUAGUGUUACAACAAUUUUAUUUUUCUUGUAUUUAUUA